This is a messenger RNA of Mucor mucedo, 1548 nucleotides long. Its product is annotated as dynein associated protein-domain-containing protein. The coding region runs from base 93 to 1343 and encodes 416 amino acids. The record is from RefSeq and is a predicted model, not a curated record. NCBI's taxonomy places the organism in Eukaryota, Fungi, Mucoromycota, Mucoromycetes, Mucorales, Mucoraceae. The transcript has 5 exons.
AAUUGAAUGAGAGAAUCAGAGAUCUGGAAAGAGACACCGAUGAAUUGGAGGAUGUCAGAGCUCAAUACGAAAAGACCAGAGAUAAACUCGAAAUGGCAGAGUAUUCCAUUGAAGAAUUGAAACAACGUUUGGAUGAUGCGGUAGGCGCUGAAGAUCUCGUGGAUCAAUUGACCGAAAAGAACUUGUCCCUGACCGAAAAACUUGAUGAGCUUCGAUCGGCCAAUGACGAUUUAGAGGCCCUGAAAGAGUUGGCGGAUGAAUUGGAAGAGAAUCAUAUGGAAACAGAAAAGCAAUUACAGGCCGAGAUUGAUCAUCGUGAUAUGCUGUUACGUGAACAAAUGGAAAGAAUUCGAUCUUCAGAAGAGACAAACACGGAUUACGAAGCAACUAUUCAACAGUUCCGAGAAUUAGUAUUGACCUUACAAAAUGAUUUAGAGCAAUUCAGACACAAGGAAGUCAGUCAGCAAUCCGAGAGCCGUACACUCAGUAGUCAGUCCCAAGCGAUGAUGUCGCUCAAUAUGCAACUUCAAUCCACAGUCAUGAAGGCCCAAGCGAAAUCCAUCGAUCUGGAACUUCGUAAAUUAGAUGCCGCUCAAGCCAAUGACCGUCUCAGUUACAUUCAACCUUAUUUACCAGACUCAUUCUUCAAAACAGAAAAUGACGCCAUCUCAUGCGUCUUAUUGUACAAGCGACUGGUAUUCAAGUCAGAACUAAUUAUCAAACACUUGGAUCAGAAUUAUCCCAUUAGUGAAAAGAUUAUGGAUACUGUCUCUGAGAGUUUGGUCUCGGUGUGUGAGAUGAGACAGAGAGCGGGUUGGUUAAGUGACUUGGCAAAACGGUUUGUCACCUUUGUGCUUAACUGCAACCCAGUCACAUUUAUCAAGAUGGGUCAAGUCUAUCAUGACUUGGUUGGCACCGAGAGAAGACUAACAGGAAUUGUAGAUUUACUUCGUACGGACGAGAUCAAUGAAACUGAAUGUGUGGUCGAGUUGCAAAGAAUCAUCGCUCAGUUGGAACAUCUCUCUGAAAUCCAUCUUGUUCAAAGUGAGGCUAACCACGUCGAUCAGUUCUUUGGAUUGACAAGAGCUUUAGAUUUAAAUGCAGAUAGAAUGACCGUCGAACUAACCUUUGUAAAGCAAGCUGUAGAUAACGCAGCUUAUAAUGAAAAUAUUCAUAUUACAGAGGGGCGCGAAAGUUUAGAUUAUGACUAUUUUGAACCAUUGGGUCGAUUGAUUGUACAAGCUAAAAAUAUUCAAAACUCAGUAGAUUCUGUUAUGAAACGUAUAAACAAAUAUCCAACUAUGUGGAUGCCAAGGUGGGCAGUAAAGAGGAGAUUAGUCUGAGUAUCAUUCAACAAAUUGUGUAUAAUAAGGCGGAUGAAAUUCUUGAGAUUGCAGAAAGUACCAUGUGGGAAGGAUGUUUAAAGACACUUAAAUCAUUGACCUCAGAACUUGGUACGACCUUUGAACGUAUCUCAAAUGAAAUCAAGACCGAAAAGAUCGCCACUGGGGUCGCUCCAUGGAUUCAACGUGCAUCGGAUAUGAAGGC